AUGAAACUGACCCCAAUCAAAGUCAAGGGCAAAGCGGGUCAGCUGAAGAAAUGGAAGCCGCCGCCACCGGAACCUGCCCGGCGAUCGAAACGACGGCGAGAUGACGAUGAUGAGGGCAGCGACAGCAAAGACGGCUCACGUCGCAGACGAUUCAAGUCGAAAAGGCCAGCCGCACCCGUAGAGGAACUGCCGACCGAGGUCCUCGAGCGUAUUAUCCUGAUGUCCCGGAACCUCAACGUCUUACGCAGUAGCCUCAGGAUCGGCUAUCGUUUCUCCUCCCCAGUAUUUCUGACCGAGCUACUGGAGGCUGCUUUUGCGCCAACUUGGGGCGCCUGGUUCGGGUACGACAGAAAUGUAAGCGCCGUCCUUGCUUGCAGAUGGGUCAACACCACCCUGGUGCUCGAGGCCCAGCAAAAAUGGUACCGGAGGAACUGCGGUCCCGGCAACCUCCUCGAGCACCUAAACCCUCUCGGCCGCUCACGCGCUGAGUAUGCCCUUGCGCUGUGGUCAUCAAACGGUGGCCGAGAUGAUACGACAGCUCGUUUUGAAAAGGACUGGGAGCGGUUCAAGGUUUCUUGCGCCAACCUCUUCGCGGCGGAUAGACCUAGGUUGGCCGACAUCGAUACCAUCUGGGAGCAAGCAAUGUACAUGGACCUCCAUCCCUUGACCAAGGUUCCGGAGCGCUUUUUAACCACCCCUUUUAAUUGGGAAACUGCGAAGGCGACAUACUGGCUCGUUCGCGGCGGGGGCCAAUUACUCGCCGCGCAGAUGUCGUCGUGGGAGCUGACUAAGAAAGGAUAUGAUCGUGUCAUGAAGCUCGCGGAUCAACAGCUUAUCCUAGUCUUACUCGUGCUCUGGGUUAAGCUGCGAGUUUUCGACCACUGGCCAGGAUUCCUUCUGGAACAAGAAUUGGACGUCAGCCAACAAAUGCAACAAUCAGAGAGCCCGGCGGACCGAAAACUAUGGUUGUGGGCCUUCGAGCUAAUGGGGUGCCGGGGUGCUCUUGGGGAACCGCAACCAAAAUAA
Chaetomium globosum CBS 148.51 is the source of this 1026-nucleotide messenger RNA. RefSeq lists its product as uncharacterized. The record is from RefSeq and is a predicted model, not a curated record. NCBI's taxonomy places the organism in Eukaryota, Fungi, Ascomycota, Sordariomycetes, Sordariales, Chaetomiaceae. The transcript is spliced from 3 exons. The coding region runs from base 1 to 1026 and encodes 341 amino acids.